CGGGGCUGGUGCGGUGAGUGCAGAGGCGGUGGGCGUGUCCUGUAGUGUCGCUGUGGGGAGCUGAGGGAUCGCAGCCGGAGGAGACAAGCUGGAGUCGGGGUCCGGGGAAGCUGCUGCUGAUACAGAAAUCCCUUUGUUGCCUUAUCCAUCCCUCCAUACCUUGGAUCUGAGUCGGGGAAUAACUACAUUGAGGAUUACACGUGGAUGGGUGCCUGAGACUGCGCCGAGAAACCGAAGAAACUCAAAAUCUUCAGGUCUUCCAUAACACAGACUAAGUUUCGGUCCCUGCCCGGCUGUCAGGCGUUCCUCAGAAUACUACAAGCUGCGAGCUUUUCACCUGCAUGGAAAUGAGCAUGUGGAAUGUAUCCGUAACCCAGAGUAUUUAAGAAAACUAGUGUUUCCAUCGUCUUCAAGAACCCAAUGACUUCACCGCCCUAUUUUGAGUGCCACCAGUGAUGAGAAACAAAAUGCUAUGCAGAUUCCUCUGACCCGAUCUGGCUUCUCUGCGGACAUGCUUGUGAGCGCUUUCAUUUUGAGACGGAUUACUUCACGUAAAUCUGCCCAGACAAGGUCCCAAUAAUGGUUCUGCACUUUGGCUUUACAAAGAACUUUAAUACGUUUUUGCUCGAUACGGAUAUUUAUAUCUGUAUUGGAGCAUGACAAGCUACAGAUCCUACCAAAAUGAUGGAGUGGAGGCCAGCGGCACAUCCAUGAGAGCGAAUGAGGUCAUCCGAGGAGUGGAUUACUAUCCACAGGGCCUGUGGGGACAGAACAGCAAUGGUAUGCAACACUCAGCAGAUGCAUCGAAGUUUAGCUCUAUUACCCCGGCAAUGCCAAAAAUGGGAGUGCGUGCCAGGAUUGCUGACUGGCCUCCAAAAAAAGAGACUCAAAAAGACACCAUGACCCCUAGUCCAUCAAGGGAAAUGGAUGGACCCAAUGAGUUCUACCAGCAAAGGAGCUUUCCAAAUGGACCACAUUUUCAAAGCAACGGGGGUUCUCCAGGAUUUCGAGGCUUUCAUAGACUGUCGAGGAAGAGGUCCAAAGAUGUGGAGUUCUUAGAUGGUUGGCCGAGGUCUCCGGGCCGGACAUUUAUCACCCUUCGGAAUAGAAGCAACAGUGAGACAACACUGAGUGAAUGUGAUAUGGAUGUAUCCUUGGAACCCAGGGGGUCAAAGCUAAGCAAUGGGAUGCCUCUCUUCAGGGAGUAUGGUAGCACAUCUUCUAUUAAUGUGCAAGGCGUUUCAGAUCAGAGCUUGUAUGAUAUGCUGAAAGACUUAAGAAAUGAGAAGCAUGAUAAAGGAAGUGAAUCGCCGAUUAGGGGAAGUGGUCUUCUUCAUGAGGACUCCAGCAUUGCUUCUAAUCUCCACUUGGCAGCGAGCUCCAGGACAGAUCUGCGCAAUGGACAAUAUCAGAGAGAUGACGGUACAUUAAAGGAUAAGCAAAGGAAACGGGCUCCCAAAGGGGAGUCCAAUGACUCCUCCAUAUUUCGCAAGUUGAGAAGCAACAAAAGUGAGAAUGAAAUGGGAAAGACUUAUGGAGACCAGGAUGACGGUCUUAAGCCCUGGAUGUGCCCAAAAGCCUUUGCCCACUAUGACGUGCAGAGCAUGCUCUUUGACCUGAAUGAAGUAGCUGCCAACCGGAAUUACGUGGCCCAAAGGCGGAACACUACAACCGGAGCGUCUGCUGCAUCCGCUGUGAACUUAGCUGUUUCUAAAGCUUUUAGUCUUAGUAACAUGGACCCCAGUUUCACCAGCACUGAAGACCUGAACUAUAAGGAGAACCUGGAGCAGGACAUGGGGGACAAUAACAGUAAUGACCUCCUCCUCAGCUGUCCACACUUCCGAAAUGAGACAGGGGGGAUGUCUGAGCGUAAUGUGAGCUUUUCCAAGGCUUCUGCGGGUUCUCCCAAUGGAACUGAAGGAGGAGUAUUGGAGCCCUCUCUUUCUGUAUACUGUACCAAUGCCAGUAUAUCUGUUUUGGAAGUCUCCAAGGAGAUGCAGAAGACUCAAGGCAGAUUAAAACACUACAGUAUAGAACAUGUGGAUUUGGGAGCUCGGUAUUACCAAGACUACUUUCAUGGGAAAGAGCACUGUAAUUACUUUGGAAUAGACGAGAAGCUGGGGCCCGUCGCUGUGAGUCUGAAAAGGGACAAACUGGAUGACAGCAAGGACCAUGGUCCCCAGAACCAGUACAGGAUCAUCCUCCGGACCAGUGAGCUUGUAACCCUAAGAGGAAUGAUCCACGAAGACGCUGUGCCGUCCGCAGCAAAGCAUGGUACAGUCCGGGGCCUACCACUCAAAGACGUCCUGGAGGCCGUGAUACCCGAGCUUAACAUCCACUGUCUACGACUGGCGAUGAAUUCCCCAAAAGUCACCGAGCAGCUUCUCAAGCUGGAUGAACAAGGGCUCUGCAGAAAACACAAGGUGGGGAUCCUGUACUGUAAAGCGGGUCAGAGCUCGGAGGAGGAGAUGUAUAACAACGAGAGUGCAGGACCAGCCUUCGAAGAAUUCUUAUCUUUACUAGGGGAGAAAGUCUGCCUUAGGGGCUUCAGCAAGUACGCGGCUCAGCUGGACACGAAGACGGACUCCACGGGGACACACUCUCUCUAUACCAACUACCAGCACUACGAGCUCAUGUUUCACGUAUCAACAAUGCUGCCGUACACCCCAAACAACCGACAGCAGCUUCUUCGGAAGAGACACAUUGGGAAUGAUAUAGUGACCAUCAUCUUCCAGGAGCCCGGAGCUUUGCCUUUUACUCCCCAGAACAUUCGCUCGCACUUCCAGCAUGUCUUUAUUAUUGUCCGGGCACAUGAGCCUUGCACUGAGAAUGUCUGCUACAGAGUGGCAGUGACCAGAUCCAAAGAUGUCCCUCCCUUUGGUCCUCCAAUUCCUAAUGGCGUCACAUUCCGUAAAUCCGAUGUGUUCCGCGAUUUUCUUCUGGCCAAAGUGAUCAAUGCUGAGAAUGCAGCUCACAAGUCAGAUAAAUUUCACACUAUGGCUACUCGUACGAGACAGGAAUACUUAAAGGACCUGGCAGAGAACUAUGUCACCAAUACUCCUAUCGACACCUCCGGUAAAUUUAACCUGAUCUCUCUGACGUCGAAGAAGAAGGAAAGGACAAGGGCACGGGCCGGGGCCGAGCUGCAGAGUUCGGGCGCCUUGUGUUGGCGGGUGAUGGCUCAAGACUUUUCUCAGGCAGCUGAGACAGAAUGCGCUUUGGGCAUCUCCAAUGAGUUCAUGGUCCUGAUAGAGACCACCACAAAGGAAGUGGUCUUUAACUGUUACUGUGCUGAUGUCAUUGGGUGGACUCCAGAGCCGCUGUCCCUGAAGAUCUUUUAUGGCCGAGGUGAUCAUAUAUUAAUAUGGGCAAUUGACGGCAAUGCAGAAGAUAUCCGGGAGAUUGUGCAGAGACUUAAGAUAAUGACCACGGGAUGCGAGACGAUGGACAUGACCUUACGCCGGAACGGACUGGGUCAGCUCGGUUUCCAUGUAAAGUAUGACGGUACGGUAGCAGAAGUGGAGGACUAUGGAUUUGCAUGGCAGGCUGGUCUGCGGCAGGGAAGUCGACUUGUAGAAAUAUGCAAAGUAGCCGUGGUGACACUUACACACGACCAGAUGAUUGACCUCCUCCGCACGUCAGUCACAGUGAAGGUAGUCAUCAUACCCCCACAUGAGGAUGGAGUCCCUCGAAGAGGAUGGUCUGAGUCCUAUGAACUCUGCUCUAUGGACAAGGAUUCGGAAAAUGCAACGUCUGGUUCACGGCCACCGUACCGCAACAACACAGCCUGGCAGUGGAGUGGCGCUGCCACACAUCACGGGGCCAGUCCUUCUCAGAAAUGGGUUACCCCAAGCUAUGCACAAUCUCUAAACCGACUGCCCAAGCAGGGCCCGGCAGUGCCCAUCCGAGAGCCUCAGCCGCUACACAACAACAGAAGGCCAGUGAGUUACCCGGAGACGCCGUACGCCGCCACAUCUCCGACAGCCAUCGACAAAGUGCAGCCUUACAGACACCCCUCCGGGAGCUUCUCUACACCGUCUACUGGGGCCGGAUACAGCCGCUACAAACCCACCCCGGACAGGUUUGGCACCCCCCAGCGCACCAUUCCGCAGGCUGAAUCUUACGGUACACAAGAUGGCUUGUCUGGUCAGGAGAUGACCGUGGACAGACAUAAACCAGAACCUCUGUGGCACAUCCCAUCGCAGCCCAGAGUGGGAGCCAGUGUGAACAAGAGACCUAACAGGCAGGAGCUGGCUGGCAAGAGUUCUCCUCACCGCCAUUCAAGGGGAGAGGCCCAGUAUUCCAGUCACUCCAGCAGUAACACAUUGUCCAGCAACGCCUCCAGCAACCACAGCGACGAGCGGUGGUUUGAUCCCCAAGAGCAGCCAGAUAUAGACCUAGAGCCCCUCUCUAAGGGAAACUCAAACGACAGUGGCAUUGAUACCUCCCUGCCAAAUUUUGCACAGUCUAAGCCAGCCAGGCCAACUCCUCGCCGAGAGAAAGUGCAGAAACCCAUGGCAUGCUCCACCUACCCCGGCAUGCAUGAAAGCUGCUCCCGGGACAAGAGGAAAGAUCAGAUGUCCUCUGGAAAAGGCUACAGACCCAAAAUGUACCCACCUGGUAAUGGCACUGCAGAAGCCUUCGGUGACUCAAGCAGAUCCAUCACGUAUAAAACCCCAGACGGUUCCAGGAACCAGCAGAUGUCACAGUCAAGCUCCUUCCAGCUGUCCAGCUCUGUGCCCAAAUCUUUUUUCUCUCGUCAGAACGUGAGGAAUAAGAUCCCAGCUGGCUGGAAAAAGCCAGAGGAGACACCACAAAGGCCAACCACAUUCACAGACCCCAAAAAACAAGUAGAUCCUAACACAAAGAACGUCUUCGGACAGCCCAGGCUACGGGCCUCGCUGCGGGAUCUCCGGUCGCCUCGCAAGAAUUACAAGUCAACCAUUGAGGAUGAUCUGAAGCGGCUGAUUAUUAUGGACAAUCUGGGGCCAGAGCAGGAGCAGGACUGCAUGUCUCCUCAGAAAACCCUGCAGAGAACACUUUCCGACGAGAGCCUGUGCAGCGGACGCAGAGACGCGGGGUUUGCCUGCUCCCCGUCGGCCGACUCCUCUCGGAGCAGCGAUGUCUUCUUUACGAACCCAUACCCAUCCAGUACUCUUCCUGUGCGCCGCCAGCACCAGCCUGGCAUGCCAGAGAAAUCCGCCACCAUCUCGUCUUCCGAGCUGUCACUUACAGAGGUUCGAGAGUCCAGGCAUGUUGACCCAGGUAUGAUGCCGCUGCCAGACACUGCAUCAGGCCUAGAGUGGUCAAGUCUUGUCAGUGCAGCCAAAGCCUAUGAAGUGCAAAGAGCCGCCUCACUCUUCUCUCUGAACGAAACAGCUUUGAGUCCUGUGCAAAGUGGUGGCACCGCUCACCUUAGCCUGGAGAGGCAGCACACACCGCGCACCACCCCCACCUCCAGUGAAGAAGUGAUUCCUGACCUCACAGGGAAGGUUCUACAGCUUGAGGUCAUGUUGAAACAGCUCCACACAGAUCUUCAAAAGGAAAAACUGGAUAAAGAGGCGCUGCAGGUAGAAGUGGCGAGUCUCCGGCAGAACAACCAGCGACUUCAGGCAGAAUCGCACUCGGCCAGCGAGCAGCUGAGGAAAUUUGCAAAAAUCAUUCAUAAUACUGUGGAGAAAAAGGAUCAUUGAGGUCCCAGGAGGUGACUGAGACUCCCAGAGGGGGGUAACAGGGGUAACACAGAGCUCACAAUAUGGUACAUCCCACCAGAGGGGGUGGUCUCUCCCCUUAAAAUGCCCUGCACUGUAAGACUGGAAUCAUAAUUUUUUGUUCCUUUUUAUCAUGAUGGAUGCAAAGUUUUCUCCGUUGUCACUUUUUUUGCAUUAAUAUAUUUUUCUUUUUCAUGUACAGAAAACAACUUUUUCCCCUCCUUUUGUAGAUUUGUAAAAAUUAAGAAAGUUGAGGAGUAGGAGGGAGGAACGGGAUGUAUUUUUUUCGCCAUAUUGUCUGCACACAAGUUUCCGUCAGGAAUUAUGCAAAAAAAAAACAAAAA
Hyla sarda is the source of this 6055-nucleotide messenger RNA. It is a transcript of the gene SIPA1L3, whose product is annotated as signal induced proliferation associated 1 like 3. Lineage: Eukaryota; Metazoa; Chordata; Amphibia; Anura; Hylidae. Gene Ontology annotation, biological process: epithelial cell morphogenesis; activation of GTPase activity; regulation of small GTPase mediated signal transduction. The coding region runs from base 657 to 5693 and encodes 1678 amino acids. The transcript is spliced from 24 exons. Gene Ontology annotation, molecular function: GTPase activator activity; protein binding. The record is from RefSeq and is a predicted model, not a curated record. Gene Ontology annotation, cellular component: Golgi apparatus; plasma membrane; cytoplasm.